AUGGACGGCUUCAGGACCGUGGAAGAGCCUCUGUAUCUCUCCGUCAAGGAGGAAAAUAUUGCACCGUUCACCCUUCCAGUGGAGGCCUUCACUUUUGAGCCCGAGCCAGACAUGGUUGUAAGUCAUUUUAAAAACGGCGACAGGGAGCGCAAGAUCUAUUGCAACAUAGAGCUCUCCGAAGAGGAGCAGAAAAGCGUCAAAGAUCUGCAGGAAGCAGCAAAGGCCCAGGGCCUUGAGUUUUUCCCUUCCAUUGCGAUUAUGGCAGGGCGCUUUUUGAGCAGAGCUCGAGGUGACGCUAACAAGGCAAUCAAGCUCAUGUUGGCGACGCAAGAGUGGAAGGCAGAAUACUUCAAGGAUGGGCCAGUUGCCGAUCACCAAGUGAUCGAAGACCUCAAGUAUGGCGUGGUAUACUUUUGCGGACGGGAUUAUGGCAUGAGGCCCACAAUUAUUUGCCGAGCAAACCGCAUCCCAGAUGAGUGGUACAAGGACAAGGCAGCUGGAAUUGAGCGGCUCAUCAAGGUGUUGAUCUUCUCCAUGGAAUACAUGGUCAGAUAUAUGGUUGUGCCUGGCAAGAUCGAGAACAACUGCUUGGUUGUGGAUCUCAAGGGUCUGGGAAUUUCUGGCGUUCCUAUAUCCGCCCUGUCCAAGAUUUACUCGGUCAUGAGUCAUCACUACAUUGGUCGGGUAUUCAGGUUUUAUGUUGUCAACAUGUCCAGCGGACUAAGCACCAUUGCUGGCUGGGUCAAGGGCCUGCUCACUGAUCGGCAGAAGCAGAAGCUGCAGCUGCUAGACAACCUAGAUGAUUUGAAGAAGGACUUCGCACACCACCAGCUUGAAGAGGAUCUUGGUGGUUCCAGGCCAAUGAUCAAGACAUUCUUCCCUUUCCCGCUCCAGGGUCCGCCCUUCGAGAAGGGCUCAACAGACAGUUGUACAGCAAAGCCGCUUGAGGGGACGCACAAGUUGCUGACGACCAUGGGAGCAAGGGGCCGAAUAUAUGACCCAUCGAAGACCAAGGAGGAGAAUGCAGCCUUGGAGUUCACUCCAGAGGCAUAUGAUUUCUUCAUCCAGAACAACCUCAGUGUGCCGCCAGACUGUCAGAGACAACAUGAGGCAGCUAAAAAAGCUGAAGAGGAAGCAAAGCGUCUAGCAGCCGAAAGUCCGAGUGGAAUCACAAACUCAGACACGAAGGCAAAUAACGAUGGAAGUUCCCCAGACAUGCUUCCUGCUGGUGCGCUGCCGGACGAGGAGGAGGAUGAUGAUGAGGAAGAAGAGGAGGAGGACAACCUGCAGGGCUUCGCAGGCGGAGCGGAUUUUGUUGACAGGAUGUGGCUGUGGGACAUUUGGAGCAACGUGCUGGAGUUGCGAGAGGCCACGAAAGAGGCCAGUUGUUUUGCCGAGCCCCAAAGUGACGUUGAGUCUUCCAUUGAUUCAGAUGAUGCAUGGGUCAUUGUUCCGAUCUUGGGAGCUUCACUUGCGCACAAUGCAGAUGUAGACAUUUUUGACAAGCUUCGCGAGUGGCUUCGUGGUCGGGAUUUCUCCCAUGCGCAGCAGCUGAUUGAUCCCACCUUGGAGGAAGUUGUUGUCAUCAGUCUCUUCCCACCUCCUUUCGUUCACCUUCAGCGGGUGGAAAUUGUGCAAGCGCUUCGACGCUUUGGGACGUGCAAUCUGGAGGUGGCCAGCGGAUUGGGCCUCGGCGUGAUUGCAGGCUGCUGCCAGAAGAACGACAACAACAGCGAGCUGAUUGUGGCACUUGGCUUUGUCAAGGACUUGGUCAAGCUGAUGGACAUACACAGAGCGGACAGCACGGUGCAGGAUAAUGCCUGUGUGGCAAUUUGGAGGUUGGCGGAGCGGCAGUCAUUCGCUGCAGAGAGAAUUGCACAGGUGGAUGGGCAGCAGAGAGUGCUUGCUGCCAUGAAGGAGCACCGACGAAACUCGUUCGUGCAGGUCAACGCCCUCCUGGCCUUGGAGAAGCUUGCGCUGAAAGGUGUUAUUGCAAUGGAUGACUUUGAUCAAGUGGCAGAUGAGGCCACAGGUACCAUGGGUCUUGUUUCUGUCAAGGUCGCCCUUGCCCAUUCUGCCUUUGACCAGAUUUCUGGCAGCCUGCAGCCUUUCGAGGAAGGGGUGGGGCCUGUCCUGCGUGCCGGCCCCUCCCCCUUCGAUGACAGUUGGCUGAGCCUCUGUGCCACUGGCUGCGGAGCCUGGAUCCUCAAGGGAAGCUUGGGCAUCGACGACUGUUUGAAAAGUGGCCUGGACAUCGAGCAGUCAGCCUUCGCAGACUUCAGGCACUUUGUGCAGGAUGCAAGGGUGGUGAUGUGUGGCUUGCGCGACGGUGACUUGCUUGAGGAAGAGGUGACGGUCGCAACCGUUGGGGAGCUACUGCGUGCCGCAGAAGAUUUGUUGAAGGAUGCGGUAGAUGUGGUUUGCGAGUGUAGGGAGCUGCAGAGCUUGCCAAAAGAUCUUGGCUUAUACGAGGCUGUCUCACGUUCAUAUCCAGCAAAACUUCAGGCCUAUGUUGCAGCGAAUGUCCAGCGUGCAAGGUGGCUGGAUGCCGUCUUUGAGCUUCAAAUAGAUUCAGCCAGGAGACUGGCUUACGAACAUCUGUGGAACUCCAUUAGCUCUGGUGAUCAUUCUAGCUACCUGGAGCAACUGGUCGACAUCAGAGUCCACUCACAGCGACAAAGUUCCAGCAGACAAGGCACAGAUGAUUCUCCGGAAUUGUUGAUCGUCCGAGAUCUUCAGGCAGAGCUUUUGGAGUCACUAGGGCCGAUGGGGCGUAGCCCACUGGAGGUCGCAAUCGACACAUCAAAUGCAGGUCUAUGCAAAAUUCUUGUCGAUUCUCGCGCAAAUCUGCAGAGCUCUCUUGACCGCGCGUUGGCCAAACUGGAAGACAGCCACGUCUCCGCUGAGAAAGCGGAGGAAGUGUGCAGAAUUUUGUAUGAUGGUGGCGUCACUGUGGAAGCUUGGCGAUCCCUGAGGCCAUGGGAGCAGUGUAUGCGAGCUGCUACCACUGGCUGCACCUGGCUUGUGGAGGACCUGCUGCGAAAGAACUCACUGAAGCUCGAAAACGUGCUCUGUCCAACGACGAAGUGGAAUUUAGCAUUGGAGGCUGCUAUCACAUCCAAUCGCUCACUCAUGAAGCUUGCUUUGGAUGGCAAGAUUGUGCUGGAAUGCGACCGAGAUGGCCGUAGCGUGCUGCACUAUGCAGCUUUGCAGGGCGACCAGCAGCUUCUGCUAACUAUCCUGGAGGCCCAGCCUCAAGGUAUUGAGCUGGAUGGCGCAGACGAACUCGGCCAAGCCCUCGGUGGCCAUGCUGGCAUUUGCACUUGGCUUUGCGCUCAACGAUGCGAUCCUGCAAAGCGAGAUAUUGAGGGAACAACUGCAUUUUUUCAAGCUAUUUGCAGUGGCGGGAGGGACAUUCCUCAAAACGUGCUCCCAUCCUUGUUCCGCGGUUCACCAUGCUUGGUGUCGCAAUUCUUCAAUGAUACUGCUGAUAACGCAGGGUUAACACUGUGGCAUGUUGCUGCUAUGAAUGAUGCUGUUCCUGCUCUGCAGUGGAUGGUGCAACAUGCAGAAGGCAACCUUCAGCUCAUGCUUUCUGAAAGCAAUGGUGACUCGCCAUUGCUUCGCGCAACGAAAGAAGGCAACGUUCAGGCGGCAUCCUUGCUGGUCAUGCUCAAUGCAGACCCCGGACUACUUGUUCCUGACUCACCCAGAGACUGGGCGACAGUUCUUCAGUUGCCGGAGUUGCAAAAUCUUUUCUGGAGCUGCCGAAAUGAGAUCAUCGAUGCAGCUUGGGCAGUGCGAUGGCACGCGCACACACUGUCCAUGCCUGACAACCCAGCACUGUCGGUGACGGCUGACUUGACAGAAGAGGCAACCAGCAGCUACAGCAGCUACAGCGCCGCUGAGCGGUUUCUGUGUCCAGACGCAGGCCAUGCGGAGCCGAUGGAGCCGGAUGCUCCCUCUGCCCCACCAGCGCAGGUCUGCGAGCAGUGCAGCAGCGUUCUGUUGCCUGAUUCGAACUUCUGCCGGCAAUGUGGAGCUCCCAAAAAGGGAACUUCUGCUGAGACGAUGAACCGUACGAAAUCUUUCGCUGAGGCCUCGGCGCAUGAGGUCCCGCAAGGCGGUGUAGUCCAUCUACAGGUAUUUGUGCAGCUGGGUGACUACUGGCUGCAAGCAUAUGGAGUUGUGACGCUGGUCCUUCAGAUUGCCAAAGCUGCAAAAUUUGAUUACCCACCAGGUUGGAAUUGGAUCGAGCUUUUCGUCCUUGUGCUUUUCUUUGUUGUCCUGCGCCUGCAGAGCGCUGCAGGCUGCUUUGCGAACAGGGCACGGAGCGCUGUCUCUGCUGGAUGCUUCCUGGCACUGACGGCCGUGCUGAUGCUGGUUGUGGGAUACUUUGGGGCUUUGCAGGUCUACGUGCUUCAAGUGGAAUUUGCAAUGGGCAUCAUUUCGCUGUCCCUUCUGGGUGGCCAGUUGUUGCUCGGCAUCUUUGCUGGUCAAAGAUACGCAAAGAGGCCUCGAGACUUGGUGAUAGUCUGUUCGUGUGCAGCUUUUGCAGCGAUUGCCCUGGUGCUCGCAGCCAUUCUGGACGCAAUAGCACAGACACUAGCUUCGGCGCAGAUGCAGCUCUCACUUGCGGCCGGGCUGAGCGUUGGGCUAUGCAGUUUGAUGUUAGCACUGGCUGCAGGAUGUUGCCUUCUUCGUGAGCUUUGA
Molecule: messenger RNA, 4713 nt
Organism: Symbiodinium pilosum
Lineage: Eukaryota; Dinophyceae; Suessiales; Symbiodiniaceae
Source: the annotation of a GenBank genome assembly